GCAGACGCAGCUCACAGCUGAGCUGAGAGUCAGACAGGAAGCAGCUCGACGUGUAGCUCGCUCUCACAUCUGGAGAGGAACAACUUCUCCUGUCUGAGAGGUGUUUCCUUCUUUCUCUGAGCCUCAGAGGAGGAGAGGAAGAAGACGAGCUCACAGCUGCACGUUUCACAGAUUUCUCUUCUGCAUGAAAAUCUCUCCUCCCACUGCUGAGGGGAAAGAAGGAGGAGGAGGAGGAGGAAGGGCUCUGCACAUAUCAGCCGGAGGACAGAGUCACAGAGCAACGGAGCAGUGAGUGAAAGCUGUGAAGUGAAGUGGACAGGAUGCUGACUUGUUUGAGAAUCUGAUGAGAGACUCGGGGUGAGCUGUGGGCGGCAGACAGCUGCGGCCGCGAUUCACAAAACCUGACUUGGCACAAAAUCAAAGAGAUGCUACAACUAAGACGAAGCUCGCGCAUCACGAGAGGAGCCACUGAGUGAAAGUUGAAGCUUUGACUGUUUGCUUUGUUGACGUCUGGAAAAUGAGUUUCAUGUCCACAUGAAGCUGGGACGAGGACGGCACAGAGACAAAGUCAUCAGGAGGGGACAUCUGUGCGUGCUGGAGGUACGGAGGAGCAGUUAUGGGCUAAAUGGAUUUCCAAGAGGUGAGAGGAAGUCAUGCUGAACGCCAUGCGCCGCUGCUGCUGUCACCAUGUUUUCUCUGGACUGAAUAAAACCCACAACAAAGGAGAAUAUUUGAACAGCUUCCUGCACCUGCUCUUCUCUCCACUUUUCACAACACCUGGAUGAGUUUAAAGCCCCUGAACUCUGACUGAACUCAUCGUUCGUCUCCAUUAUCUGUGUCUAAACACUGCUGGAGACAGAGCUGGAUUUGGUUCCACCUGCUGAGCACAAAUUAUAGAGCAGAGGGAGUUUGUUUGUUCGCAGCGACACACCUGGACCUGACUGCUGGUGCCUUUUUGUUAUGUAGCCACCUCUUUUUUUUUUUUUUGUUUGCCCUCUCCAGAUGGCUGCCGUGCUGGCAGGUGGAUGAUGCAGAUGCAGUUGCCUCAUUCCACAUUAACUGGGUUUCACAAAAUAAACGAUCAGGCCGGAGCGAGCGGGAGGCAGAAAUGAAAGCGUGCAUCACAGUGACAGCGUGUUUGUGCCCUGUAGCUUAAACACUGUCUCAGAAGUGACGGCUUUAAACAUUUACACUGACGUAUCUGCCUGCAGCUCAGGAGGCUUCAGCUCCAAAUGUAAAGAGACUGGGAGCAGAUAAACAUGAAAAACAAGCGGACAGAGUCUCACGUGUUCGUCUGUCAGUAAUUUGUGUUUGAAUGAGAUGAAUCCCACAGCAUGAAGGAUGUGAAACACACAUUUACAGAGUGUAGGGAGUAACAGAGAUAAAAGCUGGGUCAUAGAGAGAUUACAAACACAUCUGGUGCCCGCGGCCUGCUGGUGGCAUCAUGCUGAAUGUUGCUGGGAGCACUGGUUUUCUGCAGGGUGUGGUGGCAGCAGCGGUUACAGCAGCGUCACCGUCAUGGUGGUCUGUCGUUGUCUCGUUAUUUUGUCUCCAGCUCCCCCAGCUGAGCCGCGUCCAGGCCACCAUCUGCCUGUCUCAAGGCUCCUCCCAGGCCGGCGGAUGCGUCUGUGCCUCAGACAUCCUCAGCUGCACCGCCCUGAGUCUGGACCAGGUCCCCAGAGAGAUGCCCAUCUCCACCGUCACUCUGGAUCUCAGCCACAACCGCAUCGUGCAGCUGGACGGGGGCAGCUUUGAAGGACUUUACCGAUUGGAGACAUUACGGUUAGCGCACAACCAGCUGACCACUAUUCACCCGGGGGCGUUUCGAAACACCUCCGGGACUCUGCUCAGACAUCUGGACCUGUCGUCCAAUCAGCUUCGUGUUUUGGGGCAGCACUACUUCCUGGAAUUGCCUGGAUUGGAGGAAUUGCUGCUGUUCAACAACCGUAUUGUCCGUGUGGAGAGCAGAGCUCUGGCCGGGCUGAGCAGCCUCCGCAAGGCCUACCUCAGUCACAACCGCCUCACUGACUUCCCCUUCUUCUCCAUCCAAGAGCACAGCCACCCUCACCUGUCCCUGCUGGACCUGUCUUCCAACCGCCUGCCCAAACUGCCCCUGGAGGACAUAUCAAACUUACCCAUCUCAGUGCAGAGAGGACUCUACCUUCACAACAACUCCCUGGUGUGUGAGUGCUCCAUGUACGGACUGUUCCGGCACUGGGAACAGAGAGACUUUGCCUCUGUGACAGACUUCAGAAAAGAGUACACCUGUCUGGUCUACGGGAUCCAGAGAGGCACCGUACGCUUCUUCCAGCACGACCGCUUCUUUGAGAAAUGCAACCUGACUGCGAUGAGUCAGGCGCUCAGAGAGCAGAACAGCAGUGUUUCAGUGAAGGCAGGGAGUCCAGUGCUGCUGCACUGCGUGACCACGCUCACCGGACAUCAUGUGACCUUUCUGUGGGUGUCACCCAAUCAGGAGUACGUGGCACCGCCGGGAAACAAUGGGUCAUUGAAAAUGUUCACCAACGGCAGCCUGGAGAUCGUGGCGGCUCGAGCUGCGGAUGCUGGGAUCUACUGGUGCAUGUCUCUGGACCAGCAGCAGCAGCGCAACGAGACGCGGGAGGUCAACGUAACAGUGUUGCUGCAACAUGACGAGCCUCACGAGUCGUUCAACACCGGAUUCACCACCCUGCUGGGCUGCGUGGUGAGCCUGGUGCUGGUCCUCAUGUACCUGUACCUGACGCCCUGCCGCUGCCCUCCCUGCCCUAAAGUCCUGACCACAGCCACCACCACCCCGAGCCAGGGGAACGAGGCUGGGGCGGGCAGCGCCCAGUCCUCCAUCCUCACCCCCACCCCGCCGGCGACCACUGAGGGACCGGGCCGCAAGGUCAGUACCAACAAGCAUGUGGUCUUUCUGGAGCCAAUUAGAGAGCAGCAGAACGGCAGACUCAGGGCGGGGCCAGCAGGACAUUUGGGUCCAGGUUUAUUACUAGAGGCAGAGCAGCACUCAAAGCUCCACAACCAGUCGCAACAGAGGGCGGGGGAGACAGACUCCAUCAUGUCCAUGUUCUCAGACACUCCCAUCAUGUUGCCAUAGCAACAGGACUAACAGAGACAGAGACACAGACUGGCACCAUCAUCACCUGUCACUUCCUCCUCUGCUUCUCCGUUACCUCCAGACCACCUCCCACUGUACCCACUGCACCCACUAUCACACCCCCUCCCACUGCACCCACUGCACCCACUAUCACACCCCCUCCCACUGCACCCACUGCACCCAGCACCACAACCCCUCCCACUGCACCCACUACCACACCUGAGCAGACCAGUAUCCCAAUCUCUGCUGUCGCCUGGUGAAACAGAACAAGUGCAAUUUGCAGAUUCUGAAUACUGUUAAUCAAACGGACACAUAUUGUAGUUUGCCCAGCUGGAAGCCGCUGAGUCCUACAGCCAUAAACCAAUGCACUGUGACGGGACGGGCUGAGACAGACUGACAGGGACGGGACGGUGUUGACGGAGAGGACACAGGAGAGAGAGGACAGUACGAACCUGUCAGAAUUAAAACAAACCAAAAAUAGAGAGAUUGUGAAGUCGCGGAGGAGCUGCCUCAAAGUCUGAGCGAGGAAACUGUUUGAGACGAAGUUGAAAGGACGUUCUCCUGCCAACACGACGAGCAUGGACCGCUGCUGUCCCUUUAAGCACGGCUUGUACCUUUAAUAAACAUUUGCUGCGGAUGCCUUCUUGUCUCCUAAUGAGAUGUAGAGAAAAGAAAAAAAAUCUUUUUGUAGAGCUUUUAGGCUUUUCCUUUUUUUCAGUCGGUUGAUUAGAGCCAAACCAACGUGUGUGUAGUGUCGCUCUGUCACAAUGUGAAACGUUUUAGAGUAGACGAGCAAGAGAAGAAGAAGAAGAAGAGCUUUUAGCAAGUAAAAAUAGAAACUCUUUUAAAGGAUAAGGUUUGAACUCCCAUCCCCCUUCCUCCUCCUCCUCCUCCUCCUCCUCUCCUCUGGAACCUGAUUACUGUCAUCAUCAGUCAGUACAGAAGUCGAGGAAAAACAAAAGGGAAAUAAAUGAAUUAGAGCAUCAGUUGAAAUAAUUUAUGCUGCAGAAGAAGAAGUGUUGUGUUGUUGAGUUGGAGGCAGUGAACUUUUUAUUGCUCUUUUUUUAUUCACUCAGUCAAUAAAUGUGGAAAUGAAUCUGUGGAGGUGAAUCUGCAGCAGGACUGACGGACAAUUAGGGCGGACAUGUUUCUGUUUUUCUUGUCUUCACUGUAUUCACUGCCCCCCCUCCCCCGCCUCUGUCUCCUUCCUGUCUCCACCUGCGUGUUAAUAAACCUCUGUGU
Messenger RNA from Epinephelus fuscoguttatus (brown-marbled grouper), 4336 nucleotides. It is a transcript of the gene amigo3, whose product is annotated as adhesion molecule with Ig-like domain 3. The transcript has a single exon. Lineage: Eukaryota; Metazoa; Chordata; Actinopteri; Perciformes; Serranidae. Gene Ontology annotation, biological process: brain development. The record is from RefSeq and is a predicted model, not a curated record. Bases 1445 to 3094 code for a protein of 549 amino acids. Gene Ontology annotation, molecular function: protein binding.